GCUUUUCAGUGAAGAGACCACAGAUUGAAGGAGGAGUGUGUGUGUGUGUGUGUGUCUGUGUCUGUGUUGUUAUAAAUCUUUAUUCUCUCUCUCUCUCUCUCUCUCCAUCAUGUCCCCGAGGCGCCGCCAGUGGCUGGAGGUGGUGACCAGGGCUCUGGUGAUGCUUCACGCGUUGGCGUUGAAAGGUCCCACGUUGGCGGACUCCGGCGCAUCUGGAUGGAGUUAUUCUGGACCUCACGGAGAAGACGAAUGGGGAUCAAGCUAUCCACACUGUGGAAGUGUACACCAGCAGUCACCCAUAGACUUUCACAAUGGCAUCUUCGCCUACGAUCCCUCGCUGAAGCCCAUGCAGUUGAUGGGAUACAACCUAUCGGAAACUGAGAGAUUGACCUUGACAAAUGAUGGGCAUGCACUAAAAUUGAGUUUGCUUCCGACCAUGCACAUCACAAGCUUGCCUGAUCGUUACACUGCAGUGCAGCUGCAUAUGCACUGGGGAAGUAAGGCUGAGCCCAAUGGAUCUGAGCACACCAUCAGUGGGCAACAUUACCCGUCAGAGCUGCAUAUCGUUCACUACAACUCUGAUAAAUAUGAGUCUGUUACUGAAGCACAGGACAAGCCUGAUGGCCUGGCUGUUCUUGGAAUUCUUAUUGAGGUUGGAAACUUCAACCCUGCUUAUGAGAUCGUAUUUAGUCAUCUGAAAGAAAUCCAGUAUAAAGAUCAAAAGAUCUACAUGCCUGGUUUCAAUGUUGAAGAUCUUCUUCCUGACCGACUGGAUCAAUACUUUCGCUAUAAUGGGUCCCUCACAACCCCUCCUUGUUAUCCCAGUGUGCUCUGGACGGUUUUCAGGAAGUCUGUACAAAUCUCUAAUGAACAGCUUAACGAGCUAGAGAGCGAUUUGUUUGUCUCGGAUAAAGAGGAAACUAAUCAAACUGGAAUGGUGAAGAAUUUCCGUCACGUGCAGAAACUGGGGAAACGAGAGGUCCUAGUCUCAUUCCAUGAAGAUUCUACACAGAAAUUGUCCCUAGGUGUAGUCCUGGCGGUGAUAUUGUGCUGUGUGUUUGGUGCCCUUGCUAUUUUAGCAUUGGGUUGCUUCUUGCUGAGAAAAAGAACAAAAAAGGCGACUGAAAACCAAGGAGUUAUCUACAAACCUGCAGGAGACAAAGAUGAUGACCUUUCGUAAGGAUGAACGAAAAGCAUCCAUUGAAAAACAUUUAAAAUAUUCAGUCAAUUUUUCACAUAAUAUGAAGUUUCAAUUGUUGCAUAGGACCAAUAUUUACAAGUUUAAAAGCUUAUUUUUAUUAACCCGAUUCCUGUAGCACGUUCUGCAUCUUUGAAACAAAUCCAAUGUUUUAAUGACCAAGUUUAACUUGUAUACGCAAGGACAAUAUUCUAAAUGCUUGUUAUAGAAAUGUAAAUUGUGUUUGAUCCAAAUCUAGUGACUUUACAUACCUUUUUUAGUGUUAGCUGCUUCUUAGAGUAUGUUGAUUUGUAAAGUAACAUUUUCACUAAAUGUAUCGCCUGGUCCCAACUAUUUUAUUCGUAAACUCAUUCACCCAAUUAACAUUUCAAAGGCGACGUUAGUUGAUCAAAGGGGCCAUUGCAACUGGCUACUUCACCUACCACCACAACACCCCACACCCACCUACUUACCAAUGUUCACUGUCUUUAGGUCAAGAACAGUGUGGGUGAGAAUUGUUCCCAAAGCACAAGCAACUUCUCUCAGAAGAGGGCAAGAGAAUGUUUGAGUGGAAGCAAACUGUGACCGAUUGACAAUUUGUUUGAGCAACUUUGGGUCUCAGCCUUUCAAUAUUCAUUUAAAGUGUUCCUUCAGUAAAGUCUACCACAAUCUACUUUCUCUUUAUAUGUCUUAACCCCUUUGUGAUACCCACAGUCAUUUCUUCCUGUUAUUGUUGACAUAGGAGCACAAAAGUGUCCCAAGCGGUGAGCACAAGCCACUUCCUGUUGACUUUCUUUCUGGUCGAGUCUGAUUUGUGGGCAAUUAAAGAUCUUGUCUGAGUUUCAGAUGAAUACUGCCUUGGGAUUGAGAUCACCUUGUAAUGCGUUUUACCACUUUCUUCGGGACUUUUAAACCCAUUCCUUCCUUGCUCAAUAAUACAAAAAAAUGUGUUUGUUCCAAACUUUUUUUUGUUCAGCAAACUUUUUUGUCUACAUAAUGUUAAGUCAGCUAAAGUUUUUUUAAGGUUCAGUGAAUACAUCAAAUUCAAAACUGUCUAGAUUUCUUUUGGAAUAAUGCAGACAGUGUAAAUACAGUAUAUUCCAGACAUUGCAGUGCUGUACAGUGUUUAACUUCAGUUUAAAAGAAUGCAAGAAUGUAAUUUAUUAAAUACAAGGAAGGAAAAAGCAGUGUAUUUUUGUAAGAUUUAGUUGAAACCUGGAUAGAUUUAAGAUGUUUCUGACAAAUAUGGAGAUGAAGCAAUUUUCAGGCUCUGAUCCUGAAUAUCUGAUGAUUCCAGCAAUAAGUGUUGAUGCUUUUUAAACACGGUCUUUGUUCUGUACUUUUAAAACUGUCAAACUAGUGUUGAAGUUUAAUAAAGAGCAAAGUGUCACUUUAA
Molecule: messenger RNA, 2573 nt
Organism: Callorhinchus milii (elephant shark)
Lineage: Eukaryota; Metazoa; Chordata; Chondrichthyes; Chimaeriformes; Callorhinchidae
Gene: ca12
Product: carbonic anhydrase XII
Exons: 11
Coding region: 110-1180 (356 amino acids)
Cellular component (GO): plasma membrane
Molecular function (GO): carbonate dehydratase activity; zinc ion binding
Source: RefSeq, a predicted model, not a curated record